Messenger RNA from Phycomyces blakesleeanus NRRL 1555(-), 1725 nucleotides. RefSeq lists its product as hypothetical. Gene Ontology annotation, biological process: replication-born double-strand break repair via sister chromatid exchange; mitotic sister chromatid cohesion; synaptonemal complex assembly. Lineage: Eukaryota; Fungi; Mucoromycota; Mucoromycetes; Mucorales; Phycomycetaceae. The transcript has 7 exons. The record is from RefSeq and is a predicted model, not a curated record. Gene Ontology annotation, molecular function: protein binding; chromatin binding. Gene Ontology annotation, cellular component: synaptonemal complex; cohesin complex. The coding region runs from base 4 to 1545 and encodes 513 amino acids.
UCCAUGUCUGUCCUACCUGAUCAGAUCAUCACUAAGCAGGGACCUUUAGCUCGUGUUUGGUUAGCUUCCCAUUGGGAAAGAAAGCUAUCAAAGUCUCAAUUCUUACAGACCAAUCUCGAAAAGACGAUUGAUGCCAUCAGCAUCACUCAGCAACAGGAACCUUAUGCCUUGCGUGUUUCGGGACAGCUCUUGUUGGGUGUUGUACGCAUCUAUUCUCGCAAGACUCGUUAUCUCUUGGAAGAUUGUAAUGAAGCUCUUGUGAAGAUCAAGCUGGCUUUCAAAAAGGGCAAUGUCAACAUGCCCGACAUUAACCAAUCGGUUGCUAACCUCGGAAGCAUUACAUUGCCUGAACGACUCACAGAAUUUGACAUUCUUCUUCCCAGUAUCUCUUUCAACGCCUUAUAUACCAAUCCUGUCGAUUCCAGAGAUGCUGUACUUGAUAAUCUUGAAGGAUUAUCCUUCUCUCAAGACAUCACUCUUACUGAUGUUCAGGACGGUUUAAUGAGUGGAAGCUGGGGAUUCGAUAUGAUUGAACAGAGACGCCGUGACAUGCUGACCGACACCGAACGCCCAUUCGAUUUCUCGAACAACACAUUCUUUGAUAUUGAGGGCGGUCGUCGUGAUGCUGUGCAGACUGGCGAGUUUAGCGACUUUUUCGGAAUGCAGGACAUUGAAGAGCCCAUGAACAAGAUGGGUCUCGAAGACAAUGUCCAACCUGUAUUGGACAACAAUGAUUCCGUGGACUUUGACUUUGAUCUUGGUGAUGAUGAGAUGAAUACCAGACCUCAGACCAACAACGAGUUCGCUUUUCCUGAUGAUCAAAACGAUGCACUCAACCGCCAGCGUGAGACUAGCGAGAUGACUGAUGCUCCUUUCCUGGAAACCUUGACUCAAACAGACGUGCCUGCUAUUCAAGAGCCUGCGCGUCGUAGACGCCGCCUUGUUGUUGACAAGGUGACAGAGAUUCCUCACGAUGAACUCAAACAGUACAUGCAGGAUACUUCCACAAUCAUUGACAAGUCCGCCGAUGAGCAACAGUACAAAGAAUUGAAGUCUAUUGAAAAGGUGGACCUUAUGCGUCCAUCUGCCUUGACUUCUGUUUCUGGCCUUGAUAACCUGUUUGCCUCUUUGUCUCGUAAGCGCAGAGCUUCUCAGAUGAUUGUAGAGAACCAGGAUGUCCAUCAAGACAAUGUCAUGCAAGACGACACCGGUUUUGACAACUAUGAUUUUGAUGCUCCUGAUAUGGAUGAUAUUUAUGAAUCUCGUCCUCCUCAGGACUUGGCUUUUGAGGGCAGUCAGGAUAGCUAUCGCCCUAACAGUCAGUCUGCUAUUAGCACACACGCUCAGAUGACAUUGGAGAAGAUUGAGAAAAUCACUGUGGGUAAUCGCUCGGUAGUCUUUAGAGAGUUGGCACCUACAACCAAGGCAGAUGCUGCUCGCAUGUUUUAUGAUAUUCUCCUUUUGUCCACAAAGGAUAAGAUCCAAGUCAAACAGACUAAUGCCUUUGGAGACAUCCAAAUCCGCCCUCAUGCUGCUGCCUUUUGAAUUGAAUAGAGACACUCUGUGUUCAUUUUCUUUCCAUCUCUCCAUCUCUACCUUUCUAUCUUUUUCUAUCUCUCUAUUUCUCUUUCUUUCUCUAAUCUUAGCAUGUACAGACUUCAUUGUGUUAUUCCCUUUCAUUUUAUUUUUAUUUUUAUUGGUAAAAGCAAAAUCAUCAAAAACGAG